Arabidopsis arenosa is the source of this 4008-nucleotide messenger RNA. The record is from the annotation of a GenBank genome assembly. Lineage: Eukaryota; Viridiplantae; Streptophyta; Magnoliopsida; Brassicales; Brassicaceae.
GUGGUUGUGUUGUGGUUCCGUUCCGUGGCUGUCUUUGUUUAUCAUCGUCUAAUAUCGUCGUUAAAAAGCUCUUAAAUUGGCAGCCAUGGCGGUUCUUCAUCCUUCUUCUUCCUCCUCCUCUAGAUCUCAUCCUUUCCUCUCCCAUGUCUAUCACACUAGCUUCCAUCAUCAUCACCAUCAUCACCAUCAUCAUCCUUCGCUUGUGCUCUUCUGGUGCCUCGUGUUUUCUUUGUUAUCUCCUCUCGCUCUCUCCUCUUCAUCUUCGUCUUCUUCUUCUACUUCCUCUACGUCGUCAUCGUCGUCUUCACAACUCUCUCUUGGAAUCGGUGAAACAGAAGGGACUAAGCAUGAUCUGCAUCAGACGAUCCUAAGGGACGAAGCUGUAGCAAGGUUACACGAGCUUGGACAGGUGAGUGAUGCAGUUGCCCAUCUAGAAAGGACUUUUAUGAGUCCAGCAUCAAUAAGAGCGAUAGAUCUUAUCCGUGGAUGGAUGGAAGAUGCUGGUUUAUCAACAUGGGUUGAUUACAUGGGAAAUGUACAUGGUCGAGUGGAACCAAAUAAUGGAAGCUCACAGGCUCUUCUAAUUGGUUCCCAUAUGGACACUGUGAUCGAUGCUGGUAAAUAUGAUGGCUCAUUAGGCAUCAUUUCUGCAAUCUCUGCAUUGAAGGUUCUGAAAACAAAUGGGAGAUUGAAAGAACUAAAGCGGCCUGUUGAGGUGUUUGCGUUUAGUGAUGAGGAAGGAGUGAGAUUUCAGUCUACAUUCCUAGGCAGUGCUGCUUUAGCUGGAAUCAUGCCAGUUUCUCGGUUGGAGGUUACUGAUAAAAGUGGUAUUUCUGUGCAAGAUGCUCUGAAAGAGAACUCCAUUGACAUAACAGAGGAAAACUUAAUGCAGCUGAAGUAUGACCCCGCAUCUGUUUGGGGAUAUGUAGAGGUUCACAUUGAGCAAGGGCCGGUGCUUGAAUGGGUUGGUUAUCCGUUAGGAGUAGUAAAAGGAAUUGCAGGACAGACAAGACUCAAGGUUACUGUAAAAGGUUCUCAAGGACAUGCUGGAACAGUUCCAAUGUCACUGCGUCAGGACCCUAUGACUGGUGCCGCAGAGCUGAUUGUACUAUUGGAAAGCGUUUGCAAAAACCCUAAAGAUUACUUAUCUUGCAAUGGUCAAUGCAACGAUGACACAAUUGAAUCCCUUGCUAAUUCACUUGUUUGUACUGUUGGAGAGAUCUCAACAUGGCCAAGUGCUAGCAAUGUCAUCCCAGGCCAGGUAACUUUCACUGUGGAUUUACGUACGAUAGAUGAUGUAGGACGCAAGGCUAUUCUCCAUGACUUAUCAACUAGGAUGUACCAGAUAUGUGACAAAAGAUCGCUUUUGUGCUCCAUUGAACGCAAGCACGAUGCAGACGCAGUAAUGUCAGACCCACAUUUGAGUUCACAGCUGAAAUCAGCAGCUCAGAGUGCACUUAAGAAAAUGACAGGAGAGGUUCAAGACGAGGUCCCCGUGCUAAUGAGUGGAGCAGGACAUGAUGCUAUGGCUAUGGCUCACUUAACUAAGGUGGGAAUGUUGUUUGUCCGGUGUCGUGGAGGAAUAAGUCAUUCUCCGGCAGAGCAUGUGUUGGAUGACGAUGUUGGUGCAGCCGUUCGACAGGAAAUGGCGGCGAACGGUACCGGAAACGGUAACGGUAACAGUAAUGGCGAUUUCUCAUUGAAAGAGACAUGUCCCAAUAUCGGAAAUGGUGGUGGUAACGGAGGCGAGAAGCUGACAUCAUCAUUCGAUCUCGUGGAAGCGAUGCAUUUCCUCUACGCUAGAAUCGUCCGUGCUCGAGCCUUACCAGGGAAUAUCUUAGAAGUGGUCGUACGAAACAGAGAUAACGCAAACGAAGACGAUAUUGUCGGGAAAUGUAGGUUCGAUGUAGCGGAGAUUCCGACACGUGUUCCUCCUGAUAGUCCGUUGGCUCCUCAAUGGUAUAGAUUGGAAGAUAGAAACGGUGUCAAGAUCGGAGGAGAGAUUAUGUUAUCUGUUUGGAUUGGGACACAAGCUGAUGAAGUUUUCUCGGAGGCUUGGCAUUCGGAUUCGGCUACGGUUACCGGAGAAAACGUGGUGAACACGCGAUCUAAAGUUUAUCUUUCACCGAGGCUUUGGUACUUGCGAGUUAAUGUAAUUGAAGCUCAGGAUUUGGUUCCGUUGCAUCAGAACCGGAUCAAUCCAGAGAUUCUGAUUAAAGGGUUUCUUGGAAACGUUGUUGUGAGGAGUCGGAUUUCGCAGACGAAGAGUGUGAAUCCUGUGUGGAAUGAGGAUAUGAUGUUUGUAGCGGUUGAGCCGUUUGAAGAUAGUUUGAUACUUAGCGUGGAAGAUAAGGUAGGGCCGAGAGAAGAGUGUUUAGGAAGGUGUGAGAUAAAGUUAUCUCAGGUUGAGAGAAGGGUGAUUCCUGGUCCAGUGCCGGCAUUGUGGUACAACGUUGAACACAUUGGUGAGACUGGAGAAGUGAGGAGAUUCGCUGGGAGGAUUCAUUUGCGGGUUUCUUUAGACGGAGGUUAUCAUGUUCUUGAUGAAUCGAUUCAGUAUAGCAGUGAUUACAGAGCUUCGGCUAAGCUUCUAUGGACUCCAGUUAUUGGUGUGUUAGAGCUAGGAGUGUUAAAUGCUACGGGUUUAAUGCCGAUGAAGUCAAGAGAUGGUCGAGGAACUACCGAUGCGUAUUGUGUGGCGAAAUACGGAACAAAAUGGGUGAGAACGAGGACGAUUGUGGACACUUUCGAUCCAAAGUGGAACGAGCAGUAUACUUGGGAAGUCUAUGAUCCUUACACAGUGAUAACAAUCGGCGUCUUCGAUAAUCUGAAUUUGUUUGGUGCGGGUAACCAAAACCGUUUGAUCAACGAUUCAAGGAUUGGGAAGAUCAGGAUACGUUUAUCGACCCUUGUAACCUCGAAGAUCUACACACAUUCUUAUCCUUUAGUGGUUUUAAAACCAGACGGGGUUAAGAAAAUGGGUGAGAUUCAGCUCGCGGUUAGGUUCACCGCGACAUCUAUGAUCGAUAUGCUUCAGAAAUACACAGAGCCGUUGCUUCCAGAAAUGCAUUACAUAUCUCCAUUGUCUAUUUACCAAUUAGACAGCCUUAGACACCAAGCGACUCACAUUCUUUGCAUAAAGCUAGGGCGCAACGAGCCAGCACUUGGAAGAGAUGUUGUAGAGUAUAUGCUUGAUGUGGGAUCAAACAUUUGGAGUCUAAGAAGAGGAAGAGCAAAUUUCGAACGUCUUGUCUCGUUUUUCGAUGGCUGGAUGGAUGCAUGGAGAUGGUUUGAUGAGAUUUGCAAAUGGAAAAGUCCCGUGACGACGGUUUUAAUACAUAUUGUCUCUUGUUCAUUGUUUUCCUUCCCUAAGUACUGUGUUUUCUCGAUGCUACUGUACUGCUUCGUGUUUGGGUUAUACAGGUUCGGUUUGAGACCGAGACAUCCUCCACACAUGGAUAUAAAGCUGUCUAAAGCUGAUUCAGCUUUGCCCGAUGAGCUAGACGAGGAGUUUGAUGUGUUUCCAAGCGCAAAAUCCGGUGAUAUACUGAAGAAAAGGUAUGAUAGGUUGCGUGGGAUCGCAGGGAGGAUGAUGAUUGUGCUGGGAGAUUUGGCUACACAAGGAGAAAGAGUAAAAAGUUUGCUGAGUUGGAGAGAUCCAAGAGCAACGUCUUUGUUCUUGGCGUUCUGUUUUGUUAGCUGUGGAGUGAUUUGUUUCGUCUCCAUGAAGUUACUGCUCACUGUUCUUGCGUUCUACGUCAUGAGACAUCCUAGGGUUAGGGUUUUCGAUAUACCUUCUAUUCCUCAGAAUUUUUUCAGGAGACUACCAUCAAGAGCUGAUAGCAUCUUGUGAGUGUGGAAUUGUCUGAUCUAUCAUUGUUUUUAGUAUUAUUUGUAUGACUUUAAAAUGAAUUCCAGAAACUAUUUGUCUUCUCUUUUCUGAGUGUUCUGAGUUCUGACAUAUGGCAUUAACAGUGACCUUGAAUCUAACAAAAUUUUGCCUACUAG